AUGAUAAUGCAAGCUAUCUCUCUCGCGCACGUCGAUACUAUCUACUCUGCAGAUUCGAUAGAAUGGUGUCCAUUCGAGGGAUAUGAAGAUUCAUUCGUUUGUGGGACUUAUCAAAUUAUCAAACCCGAAGAAGCAUCUUUGCACGAGCCUACACAGCUUGAAAAGAAAGAGCGAGGAGAAGAGGAAAGUGACGAUGACGAUGACGAUGAUGUUGAUGAGGGACCCAGUAAACCCACACAACGAAAAGGAAGGUUGUUACUAUAUCAUGUUGAUGACGAUGAUACACUGGCGGAAGUACGGAGAAUAGAAACUCCUGCUAUAUUGGAUACGAAAUGGUCGCCGAAGCUGGAUGAUGGCCGUCCCAGCCUAGGAGUAGCAGAUGCCAAAGGACAUAUAACUUACUAUGUGCUGGAUACAGAAACAAGGAGACUGGUAGAGAGACAGCAGAUUCAAGUGGAUGAGGAGUCUACUUUAUGUUUAUCUUUGGACUGGUCACAUCGUUUGGACUCAUCUUCCCCGUCAUCUAUAAUCACUUCUCUAUCGACAGGCUCAUUAGCUCAUCUGAUACCUACGCCGACAGGAUAUCAAGUAGAUUCCACUUGGAAAGCACAUGACUACGAACCUUGGAUCACAAGUUUUGACAAUUGGGAUGUCAAUACUGUAUGGUCAGGCGGAGACGAUUGUAAACUCAAAAGAUGGGAUAUAAGAGAAACCUUUAGACCUACAUUUGUGAAUAAAAAUUUCGACGCCGGAGUCACAACGAUCACAUCAUCACCUCAUACGCCGAAUCUGUUAGCUGUAGGAAGUUACGACGAAUCACUACGUAUAUUUGAUACUAGAUCACCUGGAGAACCAUUGACAACCAUAGCUCUAGGUGGAGGUAUAUGGCGCACUCGAUUCCAUCCGUCGUCUUCCAGGAAAGGCGAUAUCCUAAAUGCAUGUAUGCACGACAACUUCAAGGUUGUUAGGUUAUCUUCUUCCCUCAUAGGUGAUGAUCCGUCUCUUGAUGUUGCUGGAGAAGGUGAAGGGGGAAAAGUAGUGAAAGUAUUUGAAGAUCAUGAUAGUUUAGCAUAUGGUGUAGAUUGGUCAAGAAAGAAAGAUAAGAAUGGCGAAACGUUAAUUGCCAGUUGUUCUUUUUAUGAUCAUUCAAUGCAUUUAUGGAGAGGAUAA
Kwoniella shivajii is the source of this 1170-nucleotide messenger RNA. RefSeq lists its product as uncharacterized. Gene Ontology annotation, molecular function: protein binding; diphthine methylesterase activity. The transcript is spliced from 9 exons. Lineage: Eukaryota; Fungi; Basidiomycota; Tremellomycetes; Tremellales; Cryptococcaceae. Gene Ontology annotation, biological process: protein histidyl modification to diphthamide. Bases 1 to 1170 code for a protein of 389 amino acids. The record is from RefSeq and is a predicted model, not a curated record. Gene Ontology annotation, cellular component: cytoplasm.